GGAUGGGAACUGAAUGACAACCCCCUUCUGCCAAACCACCCCCUCAUAUUUUCCAUCUACCUCCUCGCUCCUGCCCUCCCCCGCCCUCCCCAACCCACGCCCCGGUGGGCCAAUCGCUGCUCCGCAUUCCAGGCGCUUUCUCAGGUUUCUGCUGAUCUUGCAGCGCCCAGAAAUGGACCGAGCGGACCUGCGGCCACACGCUCCCUGCCCCACUCCAAGCUGCUGAAGGCUCGCGGCGCGCCGCGGAACGAGGUCCGUGCUGUGGUACGGAGAGUGCAGGUUACCCGAGAGCCAUGUAGAGCCAGGCUUUGAGCCGCCCGCCUCCCUCGGGAUCGAAUCAAGGGCUCCCGUAGUGUUCGGAGGGGGCGAGAGUGAAGCUUAUCGCCAUUUGCUUGGGUGACUCGGGAGAAGGUGGCCUUUUUGUUUUUCCACCCCGCAUCCUCCGGGACUUCCUGCCCCAGACAGAGGACAGCAUCUCCUGGUUGCUUGCACCGUGCGAGAAUGGGGGUAGGGUACGGACGUUUCCUCCGUAGCUGCUCGAUAAAACGAUCGGACUCCUGAGAGGAGAAGGACGCGAACCGCCAGGGGCCGGAGCCUCUCGCGUGCUGCUGCGGUGGUGGCGGCUGCUCGCUCCGGCUGCUGCAAAGGCGACCUGCCGCAUUCAGACUCUCCGCCGACUCAGCACCGCCUCUGCGCCAAGCCGGUCCGCCAGCGUCCAUCGAUCGCCCCGGUGGGAGCUUAGAAGGCGGCAGGCGAAGAGGGGUAGGAGGGGGGAGAGCCAAGGAGCAGCAAAGUGGGUGACAGGCCCGGGGAUCUGCUGAGUUGGCACUGCACCGGGUCCUAGGAGGGCUGCAGGGGGGGAAGGGAGCCGGGGCGAGCCCCGAAGUCAUGGCAGGUGUGCGUUAAGACAAUCAGAUCAGGAAGAAAAACCCAUUCACCAACACAGAAACAGAGCACCCCACCUCAAAAAAAAAAAAAAAAAAAAAAGCUUCACUGGGGGCCCUUAGGCGAGAGGAGUUUCCAAAUUGGGUAAAAGGCAGAGUGGAGGAGGGGAGGUGAUAAUUAGCAAAGUUGUAGACCUCUGAACCUUCUGGGUCUGAAGCCCCUCCCUGUGAGCGUGGGGGAGACUCACUCUCCGGUGGGGGGGCCGCUUGGGUCCCCCCCACCCCUACUCCCUCGCUCCUUCACACCCCGGGCUCUCUCCUGGCCUCCUACCCCUGCACCCUGCAUCCAUCAUGACGGUGAUGUCAGGGGAGAAUGCAGACGAGGCUUCGGCCGCUCCAGGUCACCCCCAGGAUGGCAGCUACCCAAGGCAGGCGGACCACGAUGACCACGAAUGCUGCGAGCGCGUGGUGAUCAACAUCUCCGGGCUGCGCUUCGAGACGCAGCUCAAGACUCUGGCCCAGUUCCCCAACACGCUGCUGGGCAACCCGAAGAAACGCAUGCGCUACUUUGACCCUCUGAGGAAUGAGUACUUCUUUGACCGCAACCGGCCCAGCUUCGAUGCCAUCCUUUAUUACUACCAGUCGGGGGGGCGCCUGCGCAGGCCGGUCAACGUGCCCCUGGACAUGUUCUCCGAGGAGAUUAAAUUUUACGAGUUGGGCGAGGAGGCCAUGGAGAAGUUCCGGGAAGAUGAGGGCUUCAUCAAGGAAGAGGAGCGCCCCCUACCCGAGAAGGAGUACCAGCGCCAGGUGUGGCUGCUCUUUGAGUAUCCGGAGAGCUCAGGACCUGCACGGGUUAUUGCCAUUGUGUCCGUCAUGGUCAUCCUCAUCUCCAUAGUCAUCUUUUGCCUGGAGACUCUCCCUGAGCUGAAGGAUGACAAGGACUUCACGGGCACCAUUCACCGCAUCGAUAACACCACAGUCAUCUACACUUCUAACAUCUUCACAGACCCUUUCUUCAUUGUGGAAACCUUGUGUAUCAUCUGGUUCUCUUUUGAGCUGGUGGUGCGCUUCUUCGCCUGCCCCAGCAAGACAGACUUCUUUAAGAACAUCAUGAACUUCAUCGACAUUGUGGCCAUCAUCCCUUAUUUCAUUACCCUGGGCACAGAGAUAGCUGAGCAGGAGGGGAAUCAGAAGGGCGAGCAGGCCACUUCCCUGGCCAUCCUCAGGGUCAUCCGCUUGGUAAGGGUGUUCAGAAUCUUCAAACUCUCCCGCCACUCCAAGGGCCUUCAGAUCCUGGGCCAGACCCUCAAAGCCAGUAUGAGGGAGUUAGGGCUGCUCAUCUUUUUCCUCUUCAUUGGCGUCAUACUGUUUUCUAGUGCAGUGUACUUUGCGGAGGCGGAAGAAGCUGAGUCGCACUUCUCCAGUAUCCCCGAUGCUUUCUGGUGGGCGGUGGUGUCCAUGACCACUGUGGGAUACGGUGACAUGUACCCUGUGACAAUUGGAGGCAAGAUCGUGGGCUCCUUGUGUGCCAUCGCUGGUGUGCUGACAAUUGCCCUGCCCGUACCUGUCAUUGUGUCCAAUUUCAACUAUUUCUACCACCGAGAAACUGAGGGGGAAGAGCAGGCUCAGUUGCUCCAUGUUAGUUCUCCUAACUUAGCCUCUGACAGUGACCUCAGCCGCCGCAGCUCCUCUACUAUCAGCAAGUCUGAGUACAUGGAGAUCGAAGAGGACAUGAACAAUAGCAUAGCCCACUACAGGCAGGCUAAUAUCAGAACUGGUAACUGCACCGCAACUGAUCAAAACUGCGUUAAUAAGAGCAAGCUCCUGACCGAUGUUUAAAAAAAGCACCAGGCAAGCAAUCAAAAGCCCCCAAACAAAACCCUUGGCGACUCCUGUCCCACUCUGUAGAUACUUUACUAAAACCGUAGUCUUUGAAUGCUUUAUUUAACUGGCAAUGCACUGUUGCAUUGUGAAUUUGGGGGGUGGGCAAACCUGAAGCUUUCAAAAUCACAUUUAAAAAAUAAAACCAACCAAACAAGCAAAAAAAAAAAAAAAACCCAACCAAAAAAAAUAUAAAAACUCAACCCAACCCAAUAACCAACUUUUUAUUUAAAAAUGAGAAAAGAAAGAGGAUUUUCUAAAACGCUGCCCAUGAAGUAGUCUGUGUGAAAUAAGUCUCAUGCUUUCCUUGUACUGAAGUUUUUCCAAUCUUUUGGCUUAAGUUGUUUUGGUUUUUUUUUUAAACCUAAAAAUCAGAUGACCACUUAGGAACAUAAAAAUUCAAAUUUGCAUGGAACUCCACUGUAAAAUUUUUGCAAAUUGCGCAGCACAAGUCAGAUAGUGUGCUCCGUGGAACACUUUGUAACAGCCUCAGUGGUCAGUGGGGGGAAAAUGCUUUUAUUUUGAUCAACUGAAUUGCAUACAAGGCUAACAAAAUCCGGACUCAUUAAGAAUGGUUCAGAAAGCACCUUGCAAAUCUGUUACUGGUCCCAAUCUGUUGGGAUUUUCCAUCUGCCCCAUUCUCCUAAAUCCCAGUCUAUUCUCUAAGAAAAGGGCAACUUGAUUAAAUGAGUUGUUUCAUCUGUAGGGCUGCUAAGUUCUCUCAACUGCAGAUGAUCCAAAUAUAGGUUUGUUGUUUUUUUUUUUUAAAAACCAAUCCUGACCCCUGACUUUCAGAAGUGGAUGAUAAACCUUACCCUCCUUAUUGCAAGAGCACAAGAGUUCAAUGGUAAGCAUGUUUGAAUCCGAUAACAUUUAUUUUAUAAUCGCAUGCUGAGAAAGUUAGCCCAGACAAUAGUGAAUAAGCUUACGUUGAAAUCGACUCUUCUAAAUAUAGUCCGUUUCAUUUGCAUUCACCGAAAGUGCACUCCUUCAUUUAUUAACUCUUUUCUUAGCAGCUAAAGUACUGUAUUUAAGUACGUACCUUAGAUGGGGACAGUCCCUUUUCUGAGCUCAAAGCAUGUUCUCUUAGUCAGCAUUAUGGCCUAUUUGAUUAAGAUAUACCUUGAAUUAAUUAAUGCAUGGUUUCAGUAAUAAAAAAAUUAGAAAAUACUAAAAAUUACAAGCCUGUGGGACGAAAGGCCCAAAGGAACACUGGGGUGGGGGUGGGGUGGGGGACACUCCCGUCAAUUUUCCUGCCUUUGCUCAGGGAAAUGUCAAGCUUCUAUGCAGGUAUAGACAGAGAGAGGACCAAUAUGCCCAUCCUUAAAGGGGAAACUGUGGAAAACUAAAUAAAUCAUUCAAGGUAUUUAAUAGACCAAGCAUUUAAUAAAACCAAGCAUUCUUUCUAGCUGAACAUAAAUACAAGCAAAACAAACAAACAAACAAACAAACAAAAAAAGGUGCAAUAUUGCAUGGUUUCUUGGUGCAUUCUUAGGAUGUAAGUGAUAACGCUGACCUCUUCAUGCAUCCAGAGCAGAGCCGAUUUCUUUUCGCAGUCAUGAUUUGAAGUCUAUAGAGACUUCGGCCCUCCCCCCUGAGGCUCCCUGAAGAAACUCAGCCAAUUGAUUUAAUACUUGCUUAGUGCCUUUAUCUGUACCCACAGUGAACUGCAGAAAAGUGCCUCCAUAACUCAGCUGGGAAGUUAUUUAACAGAAGGGAGGAAGGGUUGGGGCACAGACCUUUUUGCUUUUUGUUUUGUUUGUUUUUCCAUCCUCACUGUCUCACUUCACCACUGUGAGAAGACCUCUCCACCCUCAGAGCCCCCAAAGAAGAGAGAGAGAGAGAGAGAAAGCAGGUGCUGUCUCUCUUGGCCGUCUACUGGACUUGGUCUCUUUGGCAGCCUGACUCUGGAUAUGAACUGAGACCCAUCUUUGAAGUGGACAUGAACCAUAAACCGGUUCUAUUCUGUUUUGUUCUGUUCUGUUUUGUUUCUUCUCGACCAGAAGUCAAGAGAAAUGUUUUUGGGAAUGUGGAAGGCCACUCCGGACAUACAAAGCUUCCUCAGGUUCAGUGGCUCCUUCUCCCCCAUCUCUCCCUGUCAGCUGCAGCACUUUGCAGAUCUCUGAGAGUCUGGUCUUUGGGGACAUUGGUGUGAAUCAUGGGAACACUUAUCUCACAGUGACCUGUCAUAAGCCAGCCAUCUUGGCCAACCUCCUCUAUAGCUUUCCUAUGAUGCUCCUCUGAUUGUCCCGCUUGGAAGUCACGUCACUGGCUGAACAUCUGAUUGCUGCUGCCCCAGCUGCUGAAUUCAGAGAAUGGUGGGGACCCCAUGUCCAGCUGCAAGGUCACCAUGUAGCACAGGCUCUGGAGUCCAGCAGCUAUCCACCGACGGAAAGGUGUUCAUUGCCUUUUUAAGGAUUCUGGAGUGGGGAAUCGUCACUCUGCGUUUAGCAUGUGGCUGCCUACUACUGUUUGCCUUACAUUCUUGCCUGGCUUCUUCUGGAAUCCUCCCUCCCCCCCCUCCCCACCCAAUCUUCAGACUAGAAGUG
Messenger RNA from Rattus rattus (black rat), 5314 nucleotides. RefSeq names its product potassium voltage-gated channel subfamily A member 1 (gene Kcna1). Gene Ontology annotation, biological process: protein homooligomerization; potassium ion transmembrane transport. Gene Ontology annotation, molecular function: protein binding; delayed rectifier potassium channel activity. NCBI's taxonomy places the organism in Eukaryota, Metazoa, Chordata, Mammalia, Rodentia, Muridae. Gene Ontology annotation, cellular component: neuronal cell body; paranode region of axon; dendrite. The record is from RefSeq and is a predicted model, not a curated record. Bases 1236 to 2723 code for a protein of 495 amino acids. The transcript is spliced from 2 exons.